Pestalotiopsis fici W106-1 is the source of this 348-nucleotide messenger RNA. RefSeq lists its product as uncharacterized. The coding region runs from base 1 to 348 and encodes 115 amino acids. NCBI's taxonomy places the organism in Eukaryota, Fungi, Ascomycota, Sordariomycetes, Amphisphaeriales, Sporocadaceae. The transcript is spliced from 3 exons. Gene Ontology annotation, biological process: protein insertion into ER membrane. Gene Ontology annotation, molecular function: protein folding chaperone. Gene Ontology annotation, cellular component: endoplasmic reticulum membrane. The record is from RefSeq and is a predicted model, not a curated record.
AUGGCAUCCACCAAGAAAGACAUGCGCCGGGCUGAUCUGGUUGUGCCCUACCAAGAGCCUGCCGCCAAGGGCGACAGCGCCGACUUCAGCUCGACGCUGUCCUCGACGCUGCCCAUGGCCGCCAUCUUCACCCGCAACCGGUACAUUGGCUGGGCCUCGAUCGUCUUCAGCGUGCAGAGCUGGCUGGGUGAGAGCGAGGAGGCCACCAAGACCAGCACCACACCCGGCUACUUUACCAUUGGCAUGAGCUUAAUGGCCCUCGCAACCACCUAUCUCCCAAUGUUCCUCCCACCGCCGCCCAAUGCACGGGGGACCGGCACUGGACCAGCAGCGCCCGUGGCCGCAUAA